Messenger RNA from Mesorhabditis spiculigera, 2142 nucleotides. The record is from the annotation of a GenBank genome assembly. NCBI's taxonomy places the organism in Eukaryota, Metazoa, Nematoda, Chromadorea, Rhabditida, Rhabditidae.
AUGACGUGGUCGUGCUCAAAAUGCACACUGAUCAACCACGACGCGAUGCGCAUUUGCGAGGCGUGCGGCGAGGGGAAACAAGUUAUCAACGGUCUUCUGCCCCGGGGACUCGAGCGGAAUUUAAACGACUUUGCAAAUGCGAUCACGGAGAUUUUCACCGUCACCCCGAAGCCGCCGAGGCCCCCGGAGCCGGCCUAUAAUAUUCUUCCGCGCUCUCGCUCGAUUCCGGCGCGAUUGGACGAUUCCGGGCAAAAAGAUGGCAGUGCCGGGAGGCAAAUAGAGGAAUCGAUAGACUUCAACAAGACAACCUAUUCCUCCACGAUUCGCGAUAAAGAAAAACGGGACUGGGACGAGGCGAAGAAUAUUUAUGACGGCAUUAUGAGCACGUGCAGAGCGAUCAACGAUUGCUUCAUCGACCCUGACUUUCCGCACACUGACGCCUCGCUGGGGGAUUUCCACAGAAGCGGUGAUGUUGUACAGCCGGGCGAACAGAUUAAAAACUUAAUCUGGCUACGACCGGACCGGAUCUUUACUAAAGACGGGCGUCGCUGGGUGUGGGCCGUAUUCCGGGACCCGAGACCCUCGGAUAUUGAACAAGGCUCAAUCGGCGAUUGCUGGCUGCUCUCGGCGAUGGCCAUAUUGGCGGAGAGGCCGGACAUUCUGGAGCACAUCAUCAUCACCAAGGAGUACAACCCGAUCGGCGUUUAUCAGAUACGUGUUUGCGUCGACGGGGAGUGGCGAAUUAUCACGGUCGACGACUUCUUCCCCUGCCGCCCGGAGAACCGGGCGCUGGCCUUCGCGAAUGGGCGCAAGAAUCAGCUGUGGAUCCCGUUGCUCGAGAAGGCGCUGGCAAAGGCGCUUGGAUCGUACGCGAAGCUGCGAGCGGGACGAACUAUCGAAGGGCUCUCGAUGCUGACGGGCGCUUCUUGUGAGGUCAUUCAUCUGGAGGAGGAGGACGCUUGCCCGGAUACGAUUUGGGUGACGCUCUUGAGCUCUAGGGAAGCCGGUUAUGUGAUGGGAUGCAGCUGCGGGGCCGGAAAUCGACGGGCCAACGAUGCCGAAUACAAAAAGAAGGGCCUAUUAACGCGCCACGCCUACUCGAUACUGGAUGUUCGGCAAGAAGGCACCACGCGGCUUCUCCGCCUGCGGAACCCGUGGGGCAAUUUCGUGUGGAAGGGCGAAUGGAGCGAUCAGUGGAGCGGCUGGCCGGCCAGUAUGAAAGCCCGGCUGUUGCCGACCAACGAGCCAAAUUCGGGCACUUUUUGGAUCAGCUUCUCCGACUUCAUGGCCCACUUUGACGCUGUGGACAUUGCUCGCGUGCGGGCCGGGCAGGGCCACGCCGAGCUGCGCGUUCCGAUGGCCAUUGGCGGACCAUUUACCGGCGAUGAUCGUGCCAUGCGCCUGGUGGUCGAAUCGAACACCGAGGUGUGCAUCUCGAUGUUCCAGAGCGGCUCGCGGACCGUGGAUGAUCGGGUAGACAUCCUGGUGUGCGUACACGAGGUAACCCCCACGGGUCAUGUCGGCGAAUUGGUGGCGCGUAGCCCGCGGAAAAUCGAGAAUUUCGUCUCGACCGGGGAGGUGUUUUUGCGGCAAGGCCACUACGUUGUCAUCUGCCACUCGUUGAGCACGAUUGGGGUGAACCCUUUGAAAUCGAAAGGGACCCUCGUAAUUCACAGCAAUCGCCCAAUCUUCGGUGAACAACUACUGUGUCCCCCGCAAAUGUACACCGACUCUCUAGCCAGCCUCGUCGUCAAGGAGGGCAAGAUCCACUCGUCGGUAGAUGGCUGCGUGCCGCGCUACUUGAACAAGGACUUUGGCGGCAUGAUCAUGAUGAUUGACAAUUUCCACGAGAAGUGCUAUAUGCAGGUCCGCCUCGAUUCGAACGGUUCGGAAAACGUGACCUCCUCCAGGCAGGUGAUGCUCAUCGCCGAUUCGAUCCCGCCUAUGCAUCGACAGAUUAUCAUGAUACUGUCGCAUUUUGAGAGCAGUCAAAGCUACCUGAUCCGCCAUCACAUAAGCGUCAGAGGCUCCCGUCGCUCCGGUCUCCAAGACUAUUCAAGCCUCGACCCGAACGCCUUCCACUUCCCGCCAUUCCAGAAUCGCGACAUUGCCCUGUUGCACGAAUAUAAACCGGUGUUUUAU